This is a messenger RNA of Nanorana parkeri, 930 nucleotides long. RefSeq names its product olfactory receptor 146-like. Gene Ontology annotation, biological process: G protein-coupled receptor signaling pathway. Gene Ontology annotation, molecular function: olfactory receptor activity; G protein-coupled receptor activity. The transcript has a single exon. Gene Ontology annotation, cellular component: membrane. Bases 1 to 930 code for a protein of 309 amino acids. The record is from RefSeq and is a predicted model, not a curated record. Lineage: Eukaryota; Metazoa; Chordata; Amphibia; Anura; Dicroglossidae.
AUGAGGAAUCAGACAAUGUUGAAUGAAUUCUUCCUCACCGGACUGUCUGACCUUCCAGAUCUUCAGCUCCCUCUCUUCCUCUUCUUCCUGCUCAUCUACCUUCUGACGUUAAUCUGGAAUCUGUUGAUUAUCACCCUCAUAGUCAUCGACUCUCACCUCCACACCCCUAUGUAUUUCUUCCUCGGGAACCUGGCUGGUCUGGACCUCUGUUGUUCCUCGGUUACCGUCCCACGAAUGCUAUUUGACCUUCUCAAGAAAAGCAAGAUUAGCAAAAUGGCGUGUAUAACCCAAGUCUUCUUCUUUAUAUUCUUUGCCAUCUCUGAGGUUUUUUUGUUGGCCGUCAUGUCCUAUGAUCGUUAUACCGCUGUAUGUCAGCCAUUGCAUUACAUACGGAUCAUGCAUUGGAAGGUGUGCGUACAGAUGAUUUCCAGCGUGUGGUUUCUUGGCUUUACCUAUUCUUUAGUUCAUACACUCUAUGCCUUCAAAUUAACAUUUUGUAGGUCAGAUAUUAUAGAAAGUUUCUUCUGUGACCUGCCCCAGUUGUUUCAGAUCUCCUGUAGUGACAUCUUCAUCAAUGUUCUACUCAUCUUUAUCUUGGGUGGCUUCCUUGGAGUCGGUUCUCUAAUACUGACCUUCCUGCCCUAUGUCUCUAUAUUCAAAGCUGUUCUUAAAAUGCAAGUUAAGGGCAAAAGAGGUAAAGUUUUCUCUACAUGUACCUCUCACCUGACAGUGGUCUUCAUAUUUUAUUGCUCUGUUAUGUUUAAUUAUUUUCAGCCAAGUUCUAGUCAUAAUUUUCAUAGUGACAAAGGGGUGGCCAUCUUUUACACAGUGAUCCUUCCUCUCCUCAAUCCCCUUAUAUACAGCCUGAGGAACCAGGAUUUCAAAACAGCACUUCAAAGUGUUUUAUGGAAAAUAUUUCCACCAAAAUAG